Molecule: messenger RNA, 1536 nt
Organism: Toxotes jaculatrix (banded archerfish)
Lineage: Eukaryota; Metazoa; Chordata; Actinopteri; Toxotidae
Gene: dct
Product: dopachrome tautomerase
Exons: 9
Biological process (GO): melanin biosynthetic process from tyrosine; ventricular zone neuroblast division; developmental pigmentation
Cellular component (GO): melanosome
Molecular function (GO): dopachrome isomerase activity; oxidoreductase activity
Source: RefSeq, a predicted model, not a curated record
AUUUUAUGUUUUCUUUGUUUACUCCUCUGGCCUGAACCUGCGGGGGCUCAGUUUCCUCGAGUGUGCUGCACAGUGGAGGGGAUUCUGUCUAAGCAAUGCUGCCCUGCUCUGGGCUCAGAUCCUACUAAUGUGUGUGGCUCUCUGUCGGGGAGAGGAAGCUGCUCUACAGUUCGAGUUGACAACAAACCCUGGGGAGGACCGUACAGACUGAGAAAUGUUGAUGACAGAGAGAGGUGGCCGACCAAAUUCUUCAAUCAGACUUGCAGAUGUACUGGUAACUUUGCAGGUUAUGACUGUGGCCAGUGUAAAUUUGGCUGGACCGGGCCAAACUGUGACCAGAGGAAAGCUCCUGUGGUGCGGAAGAACAUCCACUCCUUGACCCCUGAAGAGCUCCAGGAGUUCCUGAAUACUCUGGAACUGGCUAAGACCACCAUCCACCCAGACUAUGUUAUUGCCACCCAGCACUGGCUGGGACUCCUGGGACCAAAUGGAACCGAGCCACAGAUUGCCAACAUCUCCAUCUAUGACUUCUUUGUGUGGCAACAUUACUACUCAGUCCGUGACACUCUUCUCGGUCCAGGUCGCCCAUUCAGAGCCAUUGAUUUCUCACACAAAGGUCCAGCAUUCAUUACCUGGCACAGGUAUCACCUUCUGAGCUUGGAGAGAGAGCUACAGAGACUGAUUGGCAAUGAGAACUUUGCGAUCCCUUACUGGAACUUUGCCACUGGGCAGAGUGAGUGUGACGUGUGUACCGACUCUCUGCUGGGGGGCCGAAACCCAGACAACCCCUCUCUCAUCAGCAACCAGUCCAGAUUCUCCAGAUGGGGGGUGGUGUGUAACAGUUUGGAUGACUACAAUCGACUGGUGACUCUUUGUAACGGCACCAGUGAAGGUUUCAUUCAGAGAGGGAUAAUGGAGCAAAGCAACAUGUCUCUGCCUACCAUGAAUGAUGUCAGGAGCUGUCUUGGAAUCAGGGACUUUGACAGCCCUCCCUAUUUCACCAACUCUUCCUUUAGUUUUAGAAAUGCUCUUGAAGGGUAUGAAAAACCAGACGGAGAACUGGAUGAAACAGUCAACAACCUUCACAACCUUGUCCACUCUUUGCUCAAUGGAACCAGCUCUUUGUCCCACUCUGCAGCCAACGACCCCAUCUUUCUGGUGCUCCAUGCUUUCACUGAUGCCAUUUUUGAAGAGUGGAUGAAGAGGUUUGUGCCAUCCAACGCCACCUUCCCUGAUGAGAUGGCCCCCAUUGGUCACAACAGAGAGUACAACAUGGUUCCCUUUUUCCCUCCAAUCACUAAUGAGGAGAUCUAUAUUCCAUCUGAUCAGCUGGGAUAUUCCUACGCCAUCGACAUAGAUGAUGCAACCGGAGGGCCGACUGUGUUUGUGCUGGGCUCCACUCUGGGGGGAGUCUUCAUCGGUCUCCUGGUGCUUCUCCUUAUCUUUGUGCUCUACCUGCGUCAACGAAGAAACAGUGGCUUUGAACCUCUGAUAAAAGCAGACUUCACAAAUAGGAAGUACACAGAGGAAGCCUAG